CGCGGGGGCGCUGUGGCUCCGGGCGGAGGAGCAGCCGAGGCAGCGGAGCCGGCGCGCGCGUCCUGCGGUCCCUCCCGGCGCCCGUUCUCCAAAGGCCAUGGAUGAAAAUGAAAGCAACCAGUCCCUGAUGACAAGCAGCCAAUAUCCUAAAGAAGUAGUAAGAAAACGCCAGAAUUCUGCACGGAAUUCUGGAGGAAGUACUUCUGGGUUUUCCAGGAAAAGUUUCAAACUGGAUUACAGACUAGAGGAAGAUGUAACUAAAUCAGAGAGAGGGAAGGAUGGGAGAUUUGUUAAUCCUUGGCCAACAUGGAAAAGUCUCUCUAUCCCAAAUAUUCUCAGAUGGCUGAUAAUGGAAAAAGAUCACAGCAGCAUUCCGAGUUCCAAAGAGGAACUUGAUAAGGAACUCCCUGUGCUUAAGCCAUAUUUUGUCAGUGACCCCGAAGCAGCUGGAGUGAGCGAAGCUGGCUUAAGAGUCACGUGGCUGGGACAUGCCACGGUAAUGGUGGAAAUGGAUGAGCUCACCUUUCUCACGGACCCCAUGUUUAGCUCUCGUGCUUCACCCUCGCAGCACAUGGGUCCAAAGCGUUUUCGGCACGCACCGUGCUCUGUCAGUGAGCUGCCCCACAUAGACGCGGUCCUCAUCAGUCACAACCACUACGACCACCUGGACUACAGUUCUGUCAUCUCUCUGAAUGAGCGAUUUGGUAAUGACUUGAGGUGGUUUGUGCCUUUGGGUCUCCUCGACUGGAUGCAGAAAUGUGGCUGUGAGAACGUGAUCGAGCUGGACUGGUGGGAGGAGAAUUGUGUCCCCGGACACGACAAGGUCACCUUUGUCUUUACGCCUUCCCAGCACUGGUGUAAAAGGACUCUACUGGAUGACAACAAGGCUCUGUGGGGCAGCUGGUCUGUGUUGGGCCCUUGGAAUCGUUUUUUUUUCGCAGGAGACACUGGUUAUUGCCCUGCUUUUGAAGAGAUAGGAAGAAGAUUUGGACCUUUUGACCUUGCAGCUAUUCCCAUUGGAGCAUAUGCACCAAGGUGGUUUAUGAAAUACCAGCAUGUGGACCCAGAAGAAGCUGUAAGGAUUCACAUUGAUGUUCAAACAAAGAAAUCUGUGGCCAUUCACUGGGGAACUUUUGCCUUAGCAAAUGAGCAUUACUUAGAGCCUCCAGUGAAACUGAAUGAGGCUCUAGAAAGGUAUGGACUUAAGAAUGAAGACUUUUUUGUCUUGAAGCAUGGGGAAUCAAGAUACCUCCAUACCAAUGAAGACAGCUUUGAAUAAAUAGGAGCACAGGAGCUUUAAGUGAAAUAAAUUUGAUAUAAAUUUGAAAGACUACGAAAUUCAUGAUUAUGAUUUUUUACAUUUGGAAACUUCCUUUACAUCUGCAAGUUUCUGUUUUAUGUUUUAUGUAAUAACUUUACUAAUACGAUUGCCAGUUCACAUAAACAAAGAG
Eptesicus fuscus (big brown bat) is the source of this 1451-nucleotide messenger RNA. RefSeq names its product N-acyl phosphatidylethanolamine phospholipase D (gene NAPEPLD). The coding region runs from base 98 to 1279 and encodes 393 amino acids. Gene Ontology annotation, biological process: N-acylethanolamine metabolic process; N-acylphosphatidylethanolamine metabolic process. The transcript is spliced from 5 exons. Lineage: Eukaryota; Metazoa; Chordata; Mammalia; Chiroptera; Vespertilionidae. Gene Ontology annotation, cellular component: cytoplasm; membrane-bounded organelle. The record is from RefSeq and is a predicted model, not a curated record. Gene Ontology annotation, molecular function: zinc ion binding; N-acylphosphatidylethanolamine-specific phospholipase D activity.